GCGGCGGCGGCGGCGGCGGCGGCGGCAGCUGCAAGUUGAGCUGCAGGGGCAGCGCAUACACUACAAUGGCUGCUGGAAAGAGGCGUAAGGAAACAAUUUCCAGGCCCGCCGCGUCCAGCCCGAAAUAUGAGAAAAAAAUUAUUAGAAAUUCCGCGGGCGGUGUAAAGGCGGCGGACGGGCCGGAGGGAGGAUGUUAAAGCCCCGCGGUUGCCUCUCAUGCUGCCUUGGUGGGAUUGGGCACCCAGAAUGCUUCAUUCUGUGAUGGUCUAUUAAUAAGGUGACCUUGCUAGAGUUUGGAACAGGGCCUCAGUUACUUUACUGUCAUUUAUGGGAACAGCAGUGAGUAAAACUGGCCUGACCCUGCCCUGAGCUGCCUACAGUUGAUUGUUCAUUCUCUGAAGGUCUUUUUUGUUUGUUUGAUUGGUUUUUGCAUUUGUUUUCUCUUUAUAAUUUUAAAUUUUUUGACAGUUUAUAAUGUAUGUAUAGAAUGCAUUUUGAUCAUACUCACUCAGUUACCCUUUCUUAAGUUUUUGUAAUUGCAAGAUAGUUUUUAUCCUUCACUACAAGGGACUCUAUAGACUGAGAGUUGACUGAUAAGAAUUUCCAAGCUAUAAAGGAUUAAUGACGUUUUAAAGCAAUGCUCCAAAUACAGUGGUAUACCUCCUUCAAAUUUGUAUUCAGUUAUGUAGGCUAGUUCAUCUCCUUCUUAUUCAAGGUUUUAUUAGUGUUGCAUACAUAUGAAGUAUUAUCACUGCUGAGUUUCCUUCUGUGAUCUACCCUAUUCGUUCUCUAUGGAAAAUGUGUUAAGCACAUGUUGACAUCUUUCUGCAUUGUGAACUAAUGGUUUGUUAUGAUUAGUGUAAGUGAGAGCACAGCUUUGGUGACUAAUAGCAUCCGCUCUUAGCAAAAUCUGUUUAACUUUAAAAUGAAAAACUGUUACUGCAGGUAAGUGUCGCUCAAGCUUCGUAACUGUUAACAGCAACUCUCAGGGUUCAACACCUAAUAGAAAUCAAUUUCAGUAAACCCUCUGAUGUGCAAUUUGUUUGCCCAUUAUUUCUUCAUGAGUCACUAUUUCCUAAGAAUAAAAUAAAACAUAAGAAGAUGAACCUUUGUGCUCAAGCAUGUAUCUUUCCCCUAACUACUACUGUUGAAUGCAGAAUUGCCUUUGGAGGAGGGGGUAGAGGAGGUGUGUCUGCUUGGGUAUCAUCCAAAGCGGGAUUGUGUUCUGAAAUGGUUCACUGUAGGGCAGUGCAGCAGAAUAGCAUGUAUUCUCCACCUCCUUUUGCAAUUCCUCAGACAAAGGCAAAACGGAACCCAUCACUUCAAAUAAUGUAACCAGUCUUUGAUAAAUUUUUUAACUAGAAAAAAAGAAAACCAUGAAUGUAAGUUUUCUGGUUACAGACUUUUAAAGCAGUAAUAAUACUGCUUUUACCCCCCCCCUACCCGGGCCUGUAAAAGAGAACAGAUAAGUUUAGUUAACAUUUUAGUUAGGGAUACAUAAAUAUAAGCUGUAUUUAUUUUUUUAUGUUUAUUCUGUCAGUCCAAGUAUAAUCAACUCCUGAUUUCCUUCUGUUUGGGGAAAUAGUGAACAGUUCUUUGAAAUUAUUUGGCAACUAAUAAAAAUUCAAAGUAGGGUAGAAUUUAGAGAUAUUAACCACAAUUUAGAAAUUAAUUUUAAGAUAAGCUAAAUUAACAUGGUGGCUUUAUUUAUAGUUUUAUUUCUGCAUGUAAGAUGUACAGUGGGAUAAUUUGGAGACUGUUUGAGAUACUUAACUACUAUAGCAUUUCUGUUAUAAAAUGCUACUCUGAUUAACCAUAGCUAGAACUUUAUGAGCAUGUUUAGAAGGCAGUAAAAUUUAUAACAAAAAAUGCACAAAUUUAUUAUUCGCUAGUAUAACUUUGGUUUUAGAUUCAAUUCUAGUCAAAUUAUGCACUCAGAAUUGCUAAUUAUUUUAAUGAUUAAUGAAUUAUUUUUAAAAUUACCUUGUAACUUUUUUCUUAAUUCUUGCUUCCUUUUGGAGAUUUUCUUUAGCAGUUCUCAUAGAAAAAAAGAUAGCACUGACCCUUCUUCUGAACUCUGAAGGGUACUGACAGGAUUUAUCCACAUGCAAGUUGCCUUGCUAACCUGCCCUAUCAUAGAUCACAGUAGAAUAUGAAUGAAAUAGCAGUUUGGGGACAUAAAUCCUGUCUUGUCCACACAGACACCUUCACAUAGCUCAGGAGCAGUGGUGAUACAUGCAACCAUUUCGGGUCAUUGACUGCAGGGACAGGAUAAAGAUCAGAAUACUCUAUUUAUAAAGUAUAUUGUUCAGAUAUAGUAUGUAAAAUGAUCUUUUAUUUGCAUAAUUAUUCACCACAUAUUCAAUGUGUGUCCUGGGCAAGUAAGUAUUGACAAAACUAAGUUUGCAAUGUUGACGUUCUUCCGGUUGUGCAUGUCCUGUGCUUUAUGACAGUGGGGCUUUUGCUUGAACGUUUAAAGAUACAUUUAUUUAUCUACAAUAAUACUGGUUUCUUAUACCCUUAGUAAUUUUGUAAUGAUGCUUGAAUGUCCUCCAUUAAAUAAUUUCUUUGUAUAUCAUCUUUGCAUAUCAUCAAAUUCUGAAAGUGUGCGAGAAUUUUAUUUUAAGAAAUAUCAGUAGAUUGUUAUACAACAUUAAAAGUUUUUUAUCCUAACCUGCCAUUGACAUAUCCUUUUGUUACUGAUUUUUAUUAUAUCUCUCAAGUUCUUCUAAUUAAUACUUCUGAGUACUUAAUUAAAAAUAAUCACAGCUUACUAAUCACUGUUUGCCUUAUAUUCUUUGUAAUAAUUAUAGGUCCUUUUUACUUUAUACUACUGUUAUUCUUGCCUUUUCUUUCAUUCAUAAAUAUUAACACAGUUUGUAUUUAUGUUGUCAGUCUGCUAAAGACCUUGCUACUAAUAGACAUCUUUAAGUUAUCCUAAGGUUUUUCAACAAUGGUCUCAUGCAACAAAUACACCUUUUCCCCCAAUACCUGCCUCCUGUAGCAAACCUAUAUUUAACUUCCCUCCUGUCUACCUGGAAUCUGAACAGCAGAGUGGUUUCUACAUUCCAGUCAUCCUUACACCAUUCUUUAGUUUAAAUUGGCACUUCUGCAAGUAGCGCAGUCACAAGCAUGGGCAGUGUGGGUGGCAGUGCUAAGAUCAGGUUUCCAGAGGCUCUCUCCUGCAGAAAAGCGAGUUUGUGUCUUCCAUUAUAUUAAGGUUAAUGAAUCAUCACCAAUUUCAUUUAGUCAGUAACUCUAAUAGCCAUUUCUCUUGGUUAGUUUUCUUUUUUAUUAACAAGUGGGGAAUCAUUCAGCAUCAGAAAUUGGCACUAUUUCUAGGUAAUACUAUUUUUCUUUUUAUUUGUGCAUCUAUUUGGUCAUGUAAAGUGUGCUUACAACUAAUCAAAAAAAGCAGUUGGUGGGAAUUAAUGCACGACUCAUCAACAGCAUGCGCUAUGAGAUUGCCGCUCGUUUAUGCUUUAUUUUCUGUCAUUUACGCUCUAGUUUCACUUAUACUAUAAUCCAUUCUGUUUUUUACUUCUUCAUAGAUUGGCCAAAAUGGGAAGGGCUGGAUUCUGCUCUCUUCCACGAAGAGUUAAUGGAACUGGUUAAGAUCAAAGUCUGAGACUUUUUCCAUCUUUAAUCAGUCCCUUUUUGCUUUCUUUUACGACCACAUGAAACUUGAGAAGCCACCUAAAGCUAUAUCACUUAGUGGAGUUGGGCAGUUCCCAGGUGUCCAACAAGAAGGCCUGGUUUAGGCUGCGAUGGCCACUGUCAUUCCUGGUGAUUUGUCAGAAGUAAGAGAUACCCAGAAAGCCCCUUCAGGGAAACGUAAGCGUGGUGAAACCAAACCAAGAAAAAACUUCCCUUGCCAACUGUGUGACAAGGCCUUUAACAGUGUUGAGAAAUUAAAGGUUCACUCCUACUCUCACACAGGAGAGAGGCCCUACAAGUGCACACAACAAGACUGCACCAAGGCCUUUGUUUCUAAGUACAAAUUACAAAGGCACAUGGCUACUCACUCUCCUGAGAAAACCCACAAGUGUAAUUAUUGUGAGAAAAUGUUUCACCGGAAAGACCAUUUGAAGAAUCACCUGCAUACACACGACCCUAACAAAGAGACCUUUAAAUGCGAAGAGUGUGGCAAGAGCUACAACACCAAGCUUGGCUUUAAGCGACAUUUGGCCUUGCAUGCUGCAACCAGUGGUGAUCUCACCUGCAAGGUGUGUUUGCAGACUUUUGAAAGCACAGGUGUGCUCUUGGAGCAUCUGAAAUCUCAUGCAGGCAAGUCAUCUGGGGGCGUGAAGGAGAAAAAGCACCAGUGUGAGCACUGCGAGCGCAGGUUCUACACCCGGAAGGAUGUCCGGAGACACAUGGUGGUGCACACAGGAAGAAAGGACUUCCUCUGUCAGUACUGUGCACAGAGAUUUGGACGAAAGGAUCACCUCACUCGACAUAUGAAGAAGAGUCACAAUCAAGAGCUUCUGAAGGUCAAAACUGAACCAGUAGAUUUUCUGGACCCAUUUACCUGUAACAUGUCUGUGCCUAUAAAGGAUGAGCUCCUGCCGGUGAUGUCCUUACCUUCCAGUGAACUCUUGUCAAAGCCAUUCACAAACACGUUGCAGUUAAACCUCUACAACACUCCAUUUCAGUCCAUGCCGAGCUCUGGGUCUGCUCACCAAAUGAUCACAACUUUACCUUUGGGCGUGACAUGCCCCAUAGAUAUGGAUGCUGUCCACCCCUCUCACCAUCUUGCUUUCAAAUGCCCAUUCAGUUCUACCUCAUAUGCAAUCUCUAUUCCUGAAAAAGAACAGCCAUUAAAGGGGGAAAUUGAGAGUUAUCUGAUGGAAUUACAAGGUGGUGCACCCUCUUCAUCCCAGGAUUCUCAAGCAUCAUCAUCUAAGUUAGGGUUAGAUCCUCAAAGUGGGUCCCUAGAUGAUGGUGUGGGUGACCUCUCCCUGUCAAAGAGCUCUAUUUCUAUCAAUGACCCCCUCAACACACCAGCAUUGGAUUUUUCUCAGUUGUUCAAUUUCAUACCAUUAAAUGGUCCUCCUUAUAAUCCCCUUUCAGUGGGGAGCCUUGGGAUGAGCUACUCCCAAGAUGAAGCACAUUCUUCUGUUUCCCAGCUGCCCACACAAACACAGGAUCUCCAGGAUCCUGCGAAUACUGUGGGCCUCAGUUCUCUGCAUUCACUCUCAGCAGCUUUCACCAGUAGCCUAAGCACAAGCACCACCCUGCCCCGUUUCCACCAGGCAUUUCAGUAGGGUCUGGGCCACGGGUCUGAUAGGGAGGUGCGUGUGUAGCCCCACCUUCAAUGACCAUUUGUAUUUUAGUGCCUACUUUAAGACAAUACAAAAACUUCUGCUUUUGUAUAAUACCAGGUUUCAUGAAGCCAGUAAAUAAUAGGAAUUAGCCUCUUCAAUAAGCUUUGAAACCAUUCAUUUUUAUUUACAUUUGCUGUUUCUCUGAUUUACUGCCAGUUGUAAUAGUCUCAGAAUUUUAUUUCAUAUAGAAGCGCCAUUAUUAUCUCUAAAUUCUAAAAGUCCUGUGUUCAAAUUGCUAUUAGACCUUAAAAUUUUCAUUUGUGUCUAAUAGCAAUGGGCAUUGGAUAUUUGGCUCAUUUUUUUUCAAAUAUGCAGUACAAUGGAAAUCUUAUGAAAUGUGUGUGAAUAACUGAAGUGUUUUACAUUUUUUACUAGCCACUAAAUGGAUUCAUGAUCAAGUGUUUUAAAUGAAUUAAGAAUCCAGUUUGGGGAGAUUAUAGUGGUUUCUUAAAUAUACCAUCAUUUCAGAUCAAUAUAUUUUGAAGACUGCUAUUGUCUGGCUAAAAUAUUAUGAGCAUAUGGCAAAAAGAGAGAGAGAGAGAGUUUCAGUUUCUAAAAGAAACCUAGAGAGGUCACAGGGUGUUCUGUGUUAGCACUGGCCCUUAGGCUGUUUUGCCACAUUACAACCAUGUAUACUUUAUGGUUAACAGUGUGUGAUAUCAGCCUUCAGGAUCGGUAUAGAAAUGCUCUGUUUCACAUCGUUCACCUUUUGUACCCAGGAUGGGUUCAGCAUACCAGCGUUCUUAUGUUGCAUGUUGGCCCAUAGGUAGUCCAGAGUCUUAGAGCCAUUGGGACAGUAGUAAAUAUGUGAAACCCAGAGUAGGCUGCCUCAGUUGCCAGGGUGAUAGACUCCUCAACAGGAAGAUGGAUGUAAAACAUACAGCCAAACCUCAGAACUUGUCUAGAGAGUUCCCACUAUUGCCGGAACUGAAACUGGCCUCUGGGGGCAAACUAAAAGCCUGUCCCACCUCGUCUAAAACAGCAGUCUUGUCCCUGUGCUCUCCUUCUCAGUGCCCAUCCACCUUUUCCUGCUGUGUUUGGGUGGAGAACUUAAACACAUUAAAAGGCUACUUGAGGAGUUUCCACAAAGUUUUAAACAACCCCAAACAGUUAAAAAAAAAACUUUAUACAUCUUAGGAAAUGGGAGGAAUGUUACAAAUAAGUUGAAUUUGUAGAGGAAACAAAGGAAAAUAAAGCAAGCACCAAAUGAGUGUGAAAGCACCAAGGGUGCGGUGCUCACUGACAUGGCAGUGAUGGGCUUCCUCACGCCAGCCGGGGCGCUGAUCAAAGGUUCUGUAUAAAUUUUCCUAAGGAUUACUUGUGGCAUCAUCCUACAAGAUGGAUCUGUUAAGCACUUGUUUCAGGCCCCCUUCUGCUGGGGCAGGGGUAGGGGAAAAUUUACUGAAGAGUAUGUAUCUCUUUAAAAAAAAAAAAAAAGAAAGAAGAAGAAAACACUUCUGAAUUUCUGAGCACUCAUUAGCCCUGUAUGGGGAAACUCAUUCCCUUUCUUGGGGCCAACUAUCAUUGCAGAUUUGUUGUUUACCAAUAAUUCUAAACAUGAGUAUAGAUUACCGAAUAUUAUGCAUUAUUUAAAAUACCUGGGAGUAGUAUAAAUUGAGAAGUGUAAAAUGUCAUGUGAAUGGGGCUUUGCUAUAUGUUACACACAUGUCUAGCGCACUUCAUAGAAUCAGAGUUACUCUCUGGAGGGCUCUGGCUCCUGGCUUUAACCCUGGAGCAAUAGUUUUUAUACUUAUGUAUUUAAAUUUUAUUAUGAAAAAUUACAUUUUAUUAAAAAAGUGUUCCAAAGGCAUUAAAAUGAUAUAUGUUAAUAAGGAAUACAUGUCUAACUCUUCAAGCUGCUCCUGAGCUGUGGUUGGGAGCACACUCACUCUCCAAGUGGGCUCUUCACUCUGCUUAAGACUGCUUCCUUAGUUUCUAUGAAACAGAUCACUUACCUAAAGCUCUAGUUGAAUGAUUAGUGUUCAAUAUUGCUUUAAUCACUGUUUAGAAAGGAAAAGAAACUUGGUGACAGAGCACAAAUAAAUAGAAAACCUAUUUUUAUGUAGAGGUUGGUCACAAAUAUCACAUAUGAAAGCACUAGUUUAUCCUAUCUGAAAUUUGCUAAGAAGUCACAUUAAAUGACCUGAGACAUUGGCCUUCAUAGGCUGUAUUUCACUGCUAAUUGAAAAAAAAGGGAGUACCAGGAUAUAUGAAAUAAAGAAUUUUGAAAUGGGAAUGGCGCCAUAUAUGUAUAUAUAUAAAUAUAUUUUUAUCCUAAUUCUUGCCCUGCACAGAACUCUAAUACACAUCUUCCAGGGUACCAGUGUUAAAACAUAGAGUCUUAAUUUUCUUCGUAUGUUCACCUCUUUGCCUAUUGCUGCCCCCACAGACUUGAAUAACACUUCAAAGUAAGAGGGAAUUCAGCAAGUUGGGUUGGGUUUGUUUGUUUGUUUGUUUGUUUGUUUUUUUAAUUGACUGCAGUGGUCACUAAACCCUUUCUUGAUAGAUUUUCUAUUAAUGAUCAGGCAGCUUUUAAUUUAAUUGCACAAUGUUUUAACAAGGAUGUAACACAGAAUUGGCUUUUUCCCCCUAGAAAAUACUGUCACUUGUUUUUAUGUGAUGUAGGGAUGAUUAGGAGUAGUUCUUGCCAAUGCUGUUUUCAUUCACCAGCAGUCAGAGUCAUCAUCCUUGGAGUUUCUGCUAGUGCCUUAGAUUGGCUGGAAGAAAAGGGAUUAACAUUAACUAAAAUAGUGUAGUGUAAAAUCUGGACCUCAGAAAGAUGCCGAGCCUCAGUCAAUUUGACUUGCACGUGUAUGUGCAGACUGCGUCAGCAGCUGCAGGAGCAUGAGAGCGGAAGGACCGAGGCUCUGUAAGCAAUAUAAUCCAUUGAUAUUUACCAAUACCACCUUUGUAGCUAUUGGUCACUGUUAAGCUUUCAUUUAAAAUCUUAUCACCUAGUUCAGUUUUCUAGAAGUUAAGUUGUCUUGGUGGAUCUGGUGGUUCCUGCACCAUUCUGUAUGCCACCUUUUUCAUUUCUGUCGGCGUUUCUUUCAAGCUGUGUGUUUUUGCCUAUUUGUUGCUUGUGCUUUAUUUUUCUAGUCCUUUGUGGAAUAUAGUGAUAUAUUGUGUUAAUUUGGACAGUGACGGUUUUUUAAAACCAUAUACUGACUGAAACAUGAGCCAGAGCUGAUUGCUUUAUUAAUGAAUGUUAUAGAGUACGUAUUUCAGGAUCUUUCAUCUAGUGAGCAGUACACACAUAGGCCAAUUCAAAAAAUAGAGCUUGCUCAACCUCUAUACUUCACGUACUACAAGAUAUAGCACUUUCAAAAUGAACCUAAACUUCUACAGAAACUUUCUUAUAGGUUAUGCCUUUUAUUUUAAGACUUAUUAUAUUCGUUUCAAGUGCCAUUAGGUGAUAUAUAUAGGCCUUUGAUAUAUAAUGCUUUGUGUACAAAAAAAUGGUAGAUGGUAUUUUAAACAGGUACAUUUUUACAGUGUUUUCUUAUCGAUUUGCUAAAUUGCACAGAAUCAGUGUGUGUCUUUUCAUAUGGUUUUACAAUGGUUUAUAUUUUUUACAAGGUUUACGUAUCUCAAAGCACACUGUCUUCCCAGUCCAUAAGUAAGUUAAAAGAUACCAGUUCACCCAAGUUACUUCUAGCCUACUGAGAUCCAUGUGACAUUGGAGGAAAUCUUUUCAAUGUUGAUAUUCAUCCUUAGUGAAGGCAGACUGGUUUUUCUGACUAAUGAAUCCCUCAGUGAAUCUGUCUUGUUUUACUCACACUGUCAGCAUCCAGGUCUAUGACACCUUAUAUCUUGAUUCUGUAGUCUGUCUACAUAAAUGCCUAAGUUGUAUUGUACUUACAGAGUGCUCCUUUGAAAUUAUAUGCAAGAUAUUUCUACCAGCCUUAGUAACAGCACCCAGAUCACCAGUAUGCCUUUAUCCAAUGUUAGCAGCCCCUGGGAAUGGAAGGCAGUAUCUUUGGAUAGGUUAUCUAGCUCUGCAGAUGAUACAGAAAUAUUGCUGAUGUGUAAGACACUUCUUUGUAUAAGCUUCAGUGGUACAGACGAACCAGAAUGAAUGUCUAUCUUCUCAGAAACCCUCCUUCAACAUUAUAUGGGAUCAUGCUGCUACUGUCACUUGGGAUACAACUCUUCAUGGUGCUACAAACUUCUGUCUCAUUCAGUUGUAUUUUUUUAUCCAUAGGAAAAGGACUACAUAGGUGUAAAGGUGUACAAUAUAUUUUUAUACUGUGACUUAAUUUGUCAUUAACAAACUUUUACACCACCACAAUGUAUUCAUGUGCGCUUGCAAAGGAGAUCUUGGAUGUGCAAAUGUUACCAGAACAAACCCAGCUUUUGUCCACAAGGUGACUGUAACUCAGAAUGGAAAGUGGGCUUGACACAGGGUGUGGAGUGAAGAACAUGCUGUAGGUUACUAACAGCCCUUUGAAUUUUAACAAAAACUGGGAAUCCAUUAGAAAAUGGAUUGCAUCAUGCCUGAACAUAAGCUGACUGCUGAAAUUGUAUUUUUAGCUAAUGAAAAAGUGUUUGGACUAGUACUCUAAACAUAUUCUAAAGGUAAAGUUUUGAGUCAAAUAGAAAUGAAAAAUCUGCAUUCCAGACUGAAUUUUGUAUAUUUUUAUUGCAUUUUAAAUUGCUAUUCUGUGAUAUUGGAAAAUCAAGUGGCUUAUCAUGUAUAUCAUGUACUUAAAAUGUAUUCACAAACUACUGUUGUAUUUGUAUAAAAUAUAGACAAAGGUCA
Messenger RNA from Mesocricetus auratus (golden hamster), 10089 nucleotides. It is a transcript of the gene Plag1, whose product is annotated as PLAG1 zinc finger. The transcript has 5 exons. Bases 3768 to 5267 code for a protein of 499 amino acids. The record is from RefSeq and is a predicted model, not a curated record. NCBI's taxonomy places the organism in Eukaryota, Metazoa, Chordata, Mammalia, Rodentia, Cricetidae.